Naegleria gruberi is the source of this 1068-nucleotide messenger RNA. RefSeq lists its product as uncharacterized. The transcript has a single exon. The record is from RefSeq and is a predicted model, not a curated record. Lineage: Eukaryota; Heterolobosea; Eutetramitea; Acrasida; Naegleriidae. The coding region runs from base 1 to 1068 and encodes 355 amino acids.
AUGAGGAAGGAAAUUCUUCAAAGUAGGAUUGCGGUUAUUUUGAAAAAGAAAACAUUAUCAUCAUCAACAAGUGUGGAAGAAGAGACGGAGGAGAGAAUAGAAUCAUCAUAUGGAAUGGAACAAUAUGAUAUUAAUGAUGACAAAUUAAUAAAAACAACAACGGAUGAAAUAAUUAUCAAGGAGGAAAGAAUUUCGGAAUGUAAGAAGGAUGAAAAUAUUCCUGAUAAUGAUGAGGAACAAGAAGAACAAACAAUGGCUGAAGAAGGUGCUGCUUGUGAGGAACAAGAAGUGAUUCAAGUCAAGACAGAGAAGAAGAAGCGACCUUCUCUGACAAAGGAGGAACGUUUGGAGAAGAAGAGAAAGAAAUUUGAAGAAGUGAAAAGAAAAAGUGGUGAGUUGGUGGCAACUUUGGUCCUGAAAGCAUUGAAAAAGAAAAUGAAAAAGGAGAAGCCAGAAAGCAAGACGAAACAAAGCAAAAAACGAAGCCAAACAAGGAAGAAAGCCGAGAAGAUCAAAAUUGAAGAAAAGGUCGAGGAAGACGAUCGUUCAGAGGCAGAAAAUACAGAAGCAUUAGAAGUCAAUGAAGAAGCUCAGGAAUUUGAUCAAGAGCUAGGAGGAAUGGAAUGUGGAGAUUUAUUGGAAGAAAAACAAGUAACAAAGCCACUUUGGCUUAUUUUGAUGGAAAAGAUGGAAAGAGACUUGGCUCUUUUGAGUACUCAAGAAGAGGAACAAAAAGAACAAGAACAGCCAACACUUUCACCCUCACCCCCACAAGUAUCACAAUCACAGGAAUCUCAUUCGCAAGCAGAAAGUAACAUUGAAGAGGAUGAUGAAGAAGAAAUAGUAUUACGAAAAACUACGGUCGAAAAGCCAAAACAAAAGAAACCUACAAACAGAUCAAAAACGAAAACCACACAAAGGAAAACAAAAGUAUCCAAAGCAGCUCCCAAACGAAAGCUCGUUACCUCUGAUAUUCACACAAAUGAAGACUAUGAAAAGAAUAGAAAGAGAACAAAACAAACGAAAAUCUUGAGUUUUUUUCAAAGUAAUCAAGUAAGCUCUCAAUAA